Microplitis demolitor is the source of this 673-nucleotide messenger RNA. It is a transcript of the gene Apf, whose product is annotated as bis(5'-nucleosyl)-tetraphosphatase [asymmetrical]. The record is from RefSeq and is a predicted model, not a curated record. Gene Ontology annotation, biological process: ATP biosynthetic process; AMP biosynthetic process. Lineage: Eukaryota; Metazoa; Arthropoda; Insecta; Hymenoptera; Braconidae. The transcript is spliced from 3 exons. Gene Ontology annotation, molecular function: bis(5'-nucleosyl)-tetraphosphatase (asymmetrical) activity. Bases 136 to 561 code for a protein of 141 amino acids.
UUUUUGCAUCGAGAAUACGAGAAUAGAGACGUCACUAUUUUCCAUAGCGAAGUCAUACGAAUUCAGUUUAAUUAAAUUAACAUUAAACGUCAUUAGAUAAAUUAUUAUUUUCUACAAAACAAAAUCAGAAUUACAAUGGGCACUCGAGCAUGUGGUUUUGUUAUUUUUCGCCGUUUCCGAGGACCUAUAGAGUAUUUAUUAAUGCAGACUUCAUAUGGACAUCACCACUGGACUCCCCCGAAAGGCCACGUUGAUCCAGGAGAAGAUGACAUGCAAACCGCUCUGCGGGAGACUGAAGAAGAGGCUGGUUUCAAACAGGAAGAUUUAAAAAUUUUCCCAGAAGCUAAGCAAGAAUUAAUCUACAACGUCCAAGGAAAACCAAAGACUGUCAUCUACUGGCUGGCAGAACUCAUCAAAGAGACCCGCGACGUUAAAAUGUCCGAUGAACAUCAAGCUUUUGCCUGGCUAACUAUCGAAGAUGCUUGCAAACGUGCUGAUUAUCAAGAAAUGCAACAAGCGUUACGAUCAUUUGAUAAAUACAUUAAUGAAAAUCUUUUGUAAUUAAUAUUGCAUUAAAUAAAAUUUAAUUUUUCUAUAAAAAAAUCCAUGGGAUUGCAUGAGAACACCCAUGGGAAUUAAUACAGAAAAGUAUGGAUUUAUAAGAAUCCAUAGG